Dacryopinax primogenitus is the source of this 840-nucleotide messenger RNA. RefSeq lists its product as uncharacterized. The record is from RefSeq and is a predicted model, not a curated record. The transcript is spliced from 5 exons. The coding region runs from base 1 to 840 and encodes 279 amino acids. NCBI's taxonomy places the organism in Eukaryota, Fungi, Basidiomycota, Dacrymycetes, Dacrymycetales, Dacrymycetaceae.
AUGCGCGACGCAUACUUUACUAGCGUGUCUGGAUAUUGCGCUCUUACUAGUCCAGAUAGCAUCAGGGCUACGUUGCGCGACCUCGCUAUUCAAGCCCAAUCCACUCAAGCUUGGUUACAUGAGGCGUACAAAGUUCUCGUCGAAGGGGAGGAAGAGCAAACUACGACGAAGCCCAGUCCAACAUACAAGCUGUUGAUGUAUCGAAGCCGGAACAACGUUGAAGACGUAGCCGACUUCCGAAGACCGGACAGUCUCGUGUACAGAAAUAUGGCUGGGUCGGAAUACCCGCUAGGUGAUUGGUUAGGAGUCGCGCUUGCACUCCUAAGCAACGGGCAUGGUCCUUGUGACUGGGCAGAAUCGAACGCUGUCUUGUAUACAUCGCACAUAUGGGGCCGUUUCUUGUAUCCAGACUGUGGCUCGCCGAGGGUAUCGGCGAUUGCCUAUGUGGAGAAAGAUGAUCUGCAAUUUGAGACACCCUUGGCAAGCAUCACCAUCCCCCUUACGAAGCUGGAACAAUUGGCCAUUACCCGCUUGCGCAACAUAAUCCAGAACAUACUGUUCCGGCAGAUGACGACUUUACAACCACUGAUCCCAAAACCCAGAAGAUGGAUGGAUGUUACAGAACAAAUACCAGAAGCGGCUUACGGUGCAAAAUCCGCCCAACUCCUCCUACGACAAGCUUGUUUGAGAAAAUUGAUGUCGGAUGCUGAUGCCCGGAGAAUCGAGGGCUGCAUCAAGGUCACCGAGCAAACGGGCAUGCUCAUGGGUACAGAAGUUCAUGGCCGUGCGCCUUGGUGUCAAUGCGCUGAGUAUGGGAUCAUCGCACAUUUGCUCUGGUAG